Molecule: messenger RNA, 5200 nt
Organism: Racocetra persica
Lineage: Eukaryota; Fungi; Glomeromycota; Glomeromycetes; Diversisporales; Gigasporaceae
Source: the annotation of a GenBank genome assembly
GCAUCAGGUGAUUUAUUGCGCCUUAAAAGCACAUGGAAUAGAUAUUUAUUUGAAAACGUUAUCCCAGUGGCAUGGAAAAAACUUUUAUCACAAGUAAAAGAAGAUGUAUCAUAUGAACAAAUCUAUACUCUUUGGCCAAUACCUGCGGAUGGAUCUUAUCGAGAAUUAGAUGAAAAAGAUUGUCUAUGGUUCAAUCUUUUACAGAAUGUUAUUAAUCAACUUGAUCCUAGUCUUUAUGUUUUUCGUGGUCCAUCAAAAUAUUUAUCAAUUAAAGAUGGAUAUUUAAACGACAAGAAAUUUGAUAAAUUUACAGUUCUAUCAGAAAUAUUAACCAGAUUAGAAUUUCCAAUCUUUGUAAAUAUUCCGGAACCAAUAAUCACCCAAUUGGAACAAGAUAUUUCGAAACAUAAAAAACUUUUGAAUUAUGUUACUCCAGAAAAAGUCUGUGAAUUUAUUCUUGAAAAUUUGAACGGAUUAAAUAAUCUUGAUCGUCAAGAAAAAUUGAUUUUAUUGGAAUAUGUUCUCAAAGUUAAUGAUAUCUCUAAACUUUAUGGUCUUCCUUUGCUACCACUUGAAAAUCAAACCUUUACUACUUUUGAAUCUCAAACCCGGAGUAAAUUUUACAUUGCUUGUAAAGAUGAACAUACUCUUAUUAAUGAAGAUUAUCUAGGAGAAAUAGUUGAUACGACAAUCGGGAAUGAACUUUUAUCAAUAUUGCAAAGUUAUGCAACAAAUAAAAAGAAUAUCAAUAUACAAACUCUUUCAGAUAUUGAUUUUGCCGAAUUUCUUAAAAAAUCAUUAAAUAAAUAUAAAAUAUAUUCUGAAAAUUCUCAAGACAUUCGAGAAUUGCAAAUAGAAACAAAUCAGAUGCAAUGGAUAUAUAAAAUUUGGAAUCAUUUAAAAUUGACUGAAAGAAAUUUACAAAACUUUUCAGAUGUUUAUCUUUUACUUAUCGAAAAUAAUAAUGAUGUUAUUACCCUGAGAAAAUUAAAAGAAACACCAAAAUGUUUAUGUCGUCCAUUACGCGUUUCAACUUCAUUGUUGCAAAAUUUAAUUUCUCCAUUGAAAUCGUUGGGGUCAACCUUUGUCGAUAUCAAGUUUGAAAAACAAGUAAUUUCUAAAUAUGAAGGCCUUAGAGAUUAUGUGAUUGAGAUUAGUAAUAUUACGGAUGUCUUUUCAUCUCUCAGAGAAAAUCCUUCUUUUCCUUUAAACAUUACUCAAUCUGAUCUAUCAAAGCGUCAAAAAGAAGAUUUAAUCGCCUAUAUUGGUGCUUAUUUACGAUGUGAAUCUUCUUUUGAUCAAAAAGUUGUAGAUGUAAUCAAGCAACUUCCAAUAUUUCACGAAGUGAACAAGAAUGAUACUUUAAGUAUUGAUUCAUUGGAUACAGAGGGAAAGAAGUAUUACCUACUUCCUAAAGAAGAUGAAUUAACAUGUGGACUUAUUAUUUCUCCUUGUGCAUUCUUGGAUGCUCAUACAUCUGAUGAUACUUGUUUUAUUCUUGAAAAUGUGAUCAAAGUAAAACGAUUAGAUCAAAAAGAAUAUUGGAAAGAACAUGUUAUUUCACAUUUAGGCCUUCAAUCACCUCGUAUUAUGGAUCAAGUGAUUGUAAAGCUUUUUGAGAGAUGGACACUAAUUAAACCUUUUCAUAGUCAACUUUCAAAAAUAGCAUUCGUUAAAACUUCUUCAGGUCGUAAAAAACCAAUCGAACUUUUUGACCCAGAAAAAAUUUGGAUAAAAGAAUUGUUCUUCUCGGAUGAACCAUUCUUUCCUGUCAGAAAGUAUCCAACUCUUGAUUACCUUUUUAAAUUAGGUGAAUUGGGAAUGAAAAAAUUGGUAACUAGUGAGGAUAUUAUUAAUCGAAUAGAAGUAUAUAAAUCAAGAAUGAGUCAGGAUCAAAUUGAUGAAGUACAUUCAAAAUCUCUUUCACUUUUGAAUUAUAUCGACAAUAAUUAUGUAGUUUUUAAAGAUAACAUCUCAUUUCAAGAAAAGAUUCGAUCAGAAAAAUGGAUUCCAACCAUUAACUCAAAUGCUCAACCUUUAUUUUCAAAAUCCUCAGAUUGUCGAGAUCGAUUGCAUGCAGACCUGGUUUCUUACACAUUACCAAUAGUUAAUAAUAAAAUAAUGAAUGAAAAUUUACGUCAAGUUCUCGGAUGGGAUAGUAUUCCUCCAACAGAGAUUGUAAUAAAUCAAUUAUUACAAUCAUUAGAAGUAUUGAAAAGAACAAAAAAAUUUAAUAUGUUUGAUUAUAAAAUUCGAGAUCAAAUUAAUUCAAUUUACAAACAUUUCGUUGAUAUAAUUAAUCAACCAGAUGGAUCUACUCAUUUAAACCUUUUAAAACAAGAAUUAUCAGGAAAAAAAUGGAUUUUAAAUGAAGAUAAACUUUAUCCGACAAAUAAAGUUGUAUUUUCUCUACCUAGUUUUAUACCUAAUGGUUAUUGGGUUCAAAUUUCACAUCCAAAUAAAAGAUAUUCAACACUUUUUGAAAAACUUAGUGUUAAAAAAGCACUUGAUACUGAUGAUUAUUUUCGAGUACUUUCUGAUGCAGAUUUUUCAGAUCCAUUACAAAAAAUUAGUGUAAUAGCUAUAAUUGAUAAAUUAUCAAAAACUGAAAAAGAUUUAACAGGAUUAUUAAUUCCAAAUAUGGAAUGUCAAAUGGUAGAUUAUAAAAUCGUUUUAUAUGAUGAUAUGGGUUCAAGGGUUAGUGAUUCAAUGAAAGAUUUUAACACUUUAGCACAUUCAGAAAUUUCAAAAGAUUUAGCAAAUAGAUUAAAGCUAAAACAUUUAAGUGAGACUUUCUUAGCAGAUACUAUGUUUAAUUUUGGGCAACAUGAAGAAUUGACUACAAGGUUGAAAAAUAUUCUUAGGGAUUAUAAUCGUAAAGAAAUAGUUUUUAGAGAAUUUCUUCAGAAUGCAGAUGAUGCAGGAGCCACCCGAUUUUGUGUUAUUCUUGAUGACAGUCAAUACUCAAAUAAAUCUUUAUUAAGACAAGAUACUAUGGAAAGUUUACAAGGACCUGCAAUAUGGAUAUAUAAUGAUGGACAAUUUUCUCAAGAAGAUUUUAAAUCACUUUGUAAUCUUGGAAAAAGUAGUAAAUGGUCACGACAUGAUAAAAUAGGAAAAUUUGGUCUUGGAUUUAAUUCAUGUUAUCAUUUUACAGAUUUACCACAAUUAAUAUCAGGAACGGAUGUAAUAUUUUUUGAUCCUCAAAAAUCAAUUCUUCCUAAUAAUAGUUCUGGUGCAAGAUUUAAUUUUAAGAAUUAUAAUGAAGAACAUGUCUUUAAGAAAUUUAAAGAUCAAUUUGAACCUUUUUUGAAAGUUAAAGGAUGUGGAUUCGACGUUGAUUAUAAUAGAGAAUUUAAAGGAACAUUGUUUAGAUUACCACUUAGAAAAACUAAAAGUUUAAUUUCAGAUGAAAUUGAUGAUAUUAAUAAGGUUAUGGAAUCAUUAAACAUCAUAAAGAAAGAUGCGAUGGCAGAAUUAAUUUUUCUUCGCAAUGUAAAAUAUUUUGAAGUAUUUAGAAAAUCCAGUAUUAGGAAGAAUGAUGAUCCAAUACCUUUAUGGAGAGUUGAAAUUACAAAAAAUGCAGAAAAUCGCAAGUUAUAUGGAAAAGAUUUACAAGUAUUUGAACUUGAUGUUCAGCUUGAACUUUUUGCUGAAAAACGGGUGUUAACUAUGUGUAACGAAAAUAACAUUAGCCUAAAUACAUGGGGUGGAAUAUCUGUCACCAUUCCUGAAUCACCUGAAAAUCCAUUAUUAGCAAAAGAAAUAGCACAGGAUGGAAAUUUUCAUGCAUAUCUUUUACUUUCUAUUCCUUCAGGACUUUCUGUAAACAUACAUGCAAGUGGUUGGUCUCUUUCAUCAGACCGAAGAAGUCUCGUAUUUGCAAGUGAUAAUCAAACUUGUAUUAAAAAUGAAGCAAAAGCAACUCAAAAUUUUAAAAUCUUGGACAAAGUUCUUCCAAAACUUCAUGUGAAGCUUUUUGAAGAAUAUAUAAAAAUAGAAAAACAGUCUAGAUCUAAAUUAUCAGUCAAUGCAAAUUUUCAAGGUAUUACACGAUUAUGGCCGAUUCCAGAAAAUAAAAAUGCGGAAAUUUUAAGAUAUGGGUUAAAGGUGAUCGAACUUGCAUCAGAAAAAGGAAGUAAAAUAUUUUGGUCAACUUAUAAGGAUGGUACAUAUGUUAAUUUCAAAGAAUGUGUCUUUGUAACUAAAGAAACACCAAAAGCAGUUGUUCACUUCCUUAAUGAGCAAGAAUAUCCAGCAGUUUUAAUGGAAGUUAAACGUUUAGAAGAAUUAGAAACGUUACAACCUCGAAAGGCUAGUCCAGAAUUUAUUAGAAAGAUUUUAAAAAAUAAUGAAAGUAUCUUACAUAUGCAAGAAGAACAUAUUUUCAUUAUAUUUCAUUAUAUUCUUGAAGAUAAAAAAUAUGAUGACCUUGAAGAUAUUCACAUGGUUCCAUUAUUUAAUCAUAAAUUUGGAAAAUUCCAAAACGGUAAAAUAUAUUAUAUUAGUACGAAAGAACAAUAUAAAUUAUUUCCUACGGCAGGACCAAACCAUUUUAUUCCUAUUGAAUUACUAAAAUCACGAAAAUUAAUAUCAAUAUUUUCGGAUGAAGAUUUUCGUAAAGGAACCAAUAUUAAAGAUUUUGGAGAGCCAACAGUUAAUCAUCUUUUACAUCAAGAAUUACAUAUUGAAUCAGAACGAGAUUGGGAACCAUAUGGUUCAUCGAUUCCAAAUAAACGAUGGCUUGAUGAAAUAUGGAAAUGUAUAGGUGAUAAACCUUAUAAACCGUAUACGUCAUUUCCUUUAUUAGAUGUUUAUGAUCCAAAUAACCCAAAUAAACAUCAACUCGUAAGCAUAAAAAAUAUAUUGACCAAACCUUUAAUAACACAUAGUGAUUAUUCAUCACCUUCAGAAAUCAUUCAUACAUUGGCAAAUAUUGGAAUUCGAUUUACUAAACGAUACGCUGGUUUCCAUCAACUUCCUAUUCAUUCACUAUCAGCAUAUUGGGUUUUAUAUGCUAUAAAACAAUACCAGUGCAUAGAAAAAAAUCGGUUUACCAAUAAAAAAGAUAGGGAGGUAUUGUGUCAGUAUUUAUGUAGAAACAUACGUAGAGUAUUGAAUGAGAGAUAUCAAUAUGAACCAUUGGGAAGUUUACCUAUAUGGCCAACACAUGUUAAAGAUUCAGAUGGAAAUACGAUAU